UGGUCUGAUCUCUCCGCGGUGAGGCGGUCCCAUUCAGGAGGAUUCUUUGGUGGAAAAAAAGACAUCUGACUCUGAACUAAGUUUACUGUAUUCUGUCUCCUAUCUGCGGGGACAUGAACGUUUCAUCGAUGACUAUGGCUUCUUCAGAAGUUGCUCGGCAACCGGACAAGGGUGUCCGACCUCUCUCCCUGGCAGGGCAUGUGGGCUUUGACAGCCUCCCAGACCAGUUGGUCAACAAGUCUACAGAUCAGGGGUUCUGCUUCAACAUCCUUUGCAUUGGUGAAACUGGUAUCGGCAAGUCCACCCUAAUGGACACCCUUUUCAACACCAACUUCGAAAACUUUGAGUCCUCCCACUUUGAGCCUCAGGUGAAGCUGCGGGCUCAAACCUACGACCUGCAAGAAAGUAACGUGCGACUACGCCUCACCGUGGUCAACACGGUGGGAUUUGGGGAUCAAAUGAACAAACAGGAAAGUUAUCAGCCAGUUGUGGACUACAUUGACAAGCAGUUUGAGAGUUAUCUUCAGGAGGAGCUCAAAAUUAAGCGCUCCCUUUUUAACUACCACGACUCGCGGGUCCACGCCUGUCUGUAUUUUAUUUCCCCCUCGGGCCACUCUCUGAAGUCGCUGGACUUGGUCACAAUGAAGAAACUGGACAGUAAGGUCAACAUCAUCCCCGUCAUCGCCAAAGCAGACACGAUCAGUAAGAGCGAGCUGCACAAGUUUAAGAUCAAGAUCAUGAGUGAACUUGUGAGCAACGGCGUCCAGAUCUAUCAGUUCCCAUUGGACGACGAGACCGUCGCCAAGGUCAACACGGCCAUGAAUGGGCAUCUACCUUUUGCUGUGGUGGGCAGCACGGAAGAAGUGGCUGUGGGCAACAAGAUGGUGAAGGCUCGCCAGUACCCCUGGGGGGUUGUCCAAGUGGAGAACGAAAGCCACUGCGACUUUGUGAAGCUGCGGGAGAUGCUGAUCUGCGUCAACAUGGAAGAUCUAAGGGAGCAGACACACACUCGCCACUACGAGCUCUACAGACGCUGCAAGCUGGAGGAGAUGGGCUUCAAGGAUACGGACCCAGAGUGCAAGCCUGUCAGUCUGCAGCAAACCUACGAAGCCAAGCGUCAAGAGUUCCUGGUGGAGCUACAGAGAAGAGAAGACGAAAUGAGGCAGAUGUUCGUGCAGCGGGUCAAAGAGAAAGAGGCUGAACUUAAGGAUGCAGAGCGAGAGUUGCAGAGCCGCUUCGAGCAGCUGAAGCGACUCCACGCCGAGGAGAAGUCUGCUCUGGAGGAUAAGAGGCGACUCCUGGAGGAAGACCAGAGCUCCUUCGGCAAGAGACGCGCUGCCGCUCAACUGCUGCAGGGCCAAAGCCUCACCGCUAACGGCAAGAAGGACAAAGACCGCAAGAAUUCCGGCUUCAUGUGAAGAUUUCCAGAAUUAAUCUCCAGUCUGACCAGCAACAUCAUUCCCAAAAACAUUUGCGGCCAGUCUCAAAAACUAACCUAAAGUGCUCCUCCCUGCCAUCUUCUUUAUCAUCAACAUCAUCAUCAUCAUCACCAGCAGCAGCACAUUGGUGUGUUUUAUGUGCCAAAGUUAAAAUAUUAGGUUUUAUGUGUACACUUAGCUUUUAAAUUUGCGUUGGUUUUAUUUUUUCUUAUCUGUUUGUAUUCUUGUAUAAUAUUCUCCAUGAUACCUCUUGUUGUUUGUAAUCUUCCUGUGGUUUUAGAGGCUCCUGGUUAAUAUUGGACCUACAAUAGUUUUUAUGGUACAUGUGUGUCUUUGAUAUUGUAAUCUAGUCACAGGGAGAGUGGCGUCUGUACAACAAAGCAGCAUUUGUAUUAUUUUAAAUAGACAAUUUUUGGUCAUUAAGUGUCAUUUAUCCGGAAAAUACAGUCGUCUGCGUCAUUCUUUGAACUCAUCUGAUUUAAAUAACUUUCAAAACCCACUCAAUGUUGUUGCAGAAAGCACGCAAAGUUGUUUACUCCACUAUGGAUUGUUUUUUUUCUAGCAUAGUUACAUACACUAGACUAGACAGUAUGUGUUUUUAUUGCUCUCAUUUCUGCUGACGUGCUUGUAAAAGUGUGCACAGCAGUGCUGACAAAAAAAAGUGGGGGGGAACAGUACUGUACUUUGAUGCACUCGCGUCUCGGACGAAACUCGGAGACUUACACCUCGUAGCAUUUGACAACAACCCAGUGGUGCUGCUUUCUUCUCAUGACACUUUACACAUAAAUUUGUGUUCCACGAUCUGUUACCAUGUGCCUUAUUGUAGUUUAAAAAAAAAAAAAAGUGCUUGUACACGCAGUGAAACACGCCAGAUGGAGGGAAACUUUUAUAUUUGUACUGCACUCGUAUUUAUGAAAUAAACAGUGUUACUCAGGA
Corythoichthys intestinalis (scribbled pipefish) is the source of this 2375-nucleotide messenger RNA. RefSeq names its product septin 10 (gene septin10). Lineage: Eukaryota; Metazoa; Chordata; Actinopteri; Syngnathiformes; Syngnathidae. The transcript is spliced from 10 exons. The coding region runs from base 114 to 1418 and encodes 434 amino acids. Gene Ontology annotation, cellular component: septin ring; septin complex; microtubule cytoskeleton. The record is from RefSeq and is a predicted model, not a curated record. Gene Ontology annotation, biological process: cytoskeleton-dependent cytokinesis; intracellular protein localization. Gene Ontology annotation, molecular function: GTP binding; molecular adaptor activity; GTPase activity.